UCCUUUUUUCACUUUAGUAAUUUAAAUAGAGAAGUUAGACAUAAGCUUCAAGAUGGAAGCGUUUUCAAAUUGGUUUUGGCAAGAUUAUUUUUGGUUACCUCAAGGAGUGUCCUUCAGAGAUUUGAAAGAUCGUCCAGGAUUCGUUUAUGCCAAACCAAGGGAUUUAUUUUACGUUCCAGUUGUCGGACUUGGAAUUUAUUUUAUUAGAAUUAUAUAUGAAAGGUUUAUUGCACUGCCAUUAGCAAAGAGAUUUGGGGUUUCAGAUGGGAAGGAAAGAAAACCAGCGCAACCUAAUAAACAAUUAGAAGAAUAUUUCAACUUUAAAUCAAAACAUCCAACUGAGGCAGAAAUUGACGGCCUUUCAAAACAAUUGGAUUGGUCAACGCUCGUAAUCAAACGAUGGUUCAGAAGGAAAAGAAAUUUAAGUCGACCGAGUCUACAAACGAAGUUUUGCGAAGCGAGUUGGCGAUGUAUGUUCUACACUUUGGUUUUUACUUUUGGAAUGGGAACACUAUGGCAGACUCCAUGGUUUUGGGAUAAUUUGCAAUGCUGGGUUGACUACCCCCGUCAAUCUGUCGAACAAUCAACUUAUAUAUAUUAUAUGCUGGAAGCAAGUUUUUAUGUUUCUUUGCUGUUUACAGUUAUGCAAGAUGUCAAAAGAAAGGACUUCAAAGUUCAACUGAUCCAUCAUGUCGCGACAUUAUUUCUGAUUGGGUUUUCAUAUGCCGCAAACUUCGUGAGAGCCGGAACGCUUGUCAUGGCCGUCCAUGAUAUUUCAGACAUUUUCCUAGAAGGGGCAAAGUGCUUUAUUUAUAUUAAAUGGAAUAAUUUUGCAGACACUUUGUUCAUCUUUUUUGCACUUUCUUUUCUUAUAUCAAGACUGGUUAUUUUUCCUUUUUGGAUUAUUCAUACCACAUACAUAAAGAGCAUGUGGUUAUUCGACCCGUACCCAGGAUAUUAUUUCUUCAACGCUUUGUUGAUGGUGUUGCAAGUCCUUCAUAUUUUCUGGUCCUACUUAAUAUUACGUAUGGCAUUUUUUAUGGUGACUGCUGGAAAGGUAAGGGUUGAAAAGGAUGAUCGUAGUGACGUUGAGGAAGUGUCAACAGACGAGGAUACACCCAACCAUGAACAGAAUUCUAUCAACCAUGACAAGAAAUCAACCAUGCUGAACGACAACCAUACGGCAACGAAAAACGGGCCCACAACAAAAGCUAAACACAGAAAAUAAUAUUUUUUUGGCUCUUUCUAAAAUGCCAAAUUUAAAUAUUAGAAUUACCUCUCAUAAGACUAAACAUUCUGCCAUAUUUGCUGCUUACAAACUGCUCUUGUAACUAUGGUAACUAUGAAAACUAUGUCAGAUAAUCGCAGAUUUCUGUUAUAUCCAAUACUUUUUCUUAAAACCACGCCAAUCAUUUGUACAAUCAAAUUUAUUAGAACCUAUCAUUAUUGACUAAUUAUUUACCCCUAUUACUGCUUAUUUGUCUUAAGUAUGGAGAAUAUUUGCAGUGUAUAUACUCCACACUUUAAAAAAAUUGAAAAUAGAUUUACUAAUCAAAUAUUAUCAGUGGGUGUUUAUCUAUGCCUUAUCUUUAAUCUGCUGAUAAGUAUACAGUUGAUAACAGUGUUAGAUAACCAUCAUGAUUUAAUAUUGUGGGAAACAAGUUUGAAAUGGCACAAAAAACUAAGCAUAACAGGAAAUAUUUUACAUUUAUAUCUUAAAUAUAAUUAAUUGAUAAGUAUGUAACUGACAGAUAAGAACUCAGAUAAGGCUAUAUUUGAGUAUAUUGGUUUUUCAGAACAUAAUAAUGUAUCAGUGGUUUAUCUAAUUGUGAUAAGCAUUGAUAACCCUCUAAAUAAUUAUUUGGGCAUUAUAGAUAACACACCCCAUAACUAUUUUGAUAACUGGCUUUCAUCAAACUUUCUUUUUAUUUUUUUUACUUUUAUUCCAAUGAAUAGAAAACUACAUGACAGAAUGGAAUCUAAUUCAAUCACUUCAAAAUAUUAUGUUAAUUUUACAUGAUUUUUUGUAGCCUUUAUUAAUCAAUUUAAAAUCAGUCUCCUUCAUUUAAAAUCAUGAUUACUUGAUAAAAUGUCAGAUGGGGUCAGUGUGGCACUUUUUGACCUUGGAAAAAGCUUUCAAUAUGAGAGUUCACAUUUUUACUGUGCUAUCUGGGAAAAUGAUUUGAACAAAGUCACACUAAAUAUUACUACUAGUUAUGAAAAGUAAAAUAUUCACCGAAGGAUGUAUAACAAUUUCUAUGAUGAGGAUUUACUCAAAAGAAAAGAUACUCACACUCACUCUGAACUGCUAAAAGUCUCUUGUUAGCUGAAAUUUACUGGAUUUUAAUGUACCACCAUAAGUCUUUAUAUUUGCUAUGCUUGGAGGCACGAGACUUUUCUUUGAGAAAAAUCUUAAAAAAAUCCUGUGUUAUGUUCUCGCUUUCGACUUCUCAAUUGUUCCUCAAACUUGCGAACCAAACUAAUGUGAUAAAAUGCCUCUUUCGAUGAAAAAAUCAUAUUUAAGAAAUUGCAUUUGUGUUUUCACCGUGCCAGUCUUUGUAUCAAUGAUUUUCCACAUGAUUCUUUUUGUCAGCAGUAAUACAUUUCUUUAUUAUUAAAAAGUACAUACCCAGUCAGAAAAUCUGUUCUUUCUACAUGGUCAUGUAUAUGGACAAUGCUACAAGGCUUUAUAUAUGCAAUAGGCCCAAGGAAUGUCUCAAAAAGGUUUUCGUUUUUCCGAAGUACGGUAUAACUGGAUGUUAAAAUAUGCUUCACAAAAUUUGGUGAAAUUUAAACCCAGUUUGCAGUUAUAGUGGACUUAGGGAUAGUUCACUAUUUCCCAACCUAUGGGUCGCGACUCAAAACUGCAGCGCCUGUAGAUUUUCUUGGGUCGCUUGUUUUUUCAACAAAAACUUUAAAGUUAAUCAUUUUAUUCUUCAAUAAAUUUUAUUGUUUAUUUUGUAUUUGGUAUAGAAGUGUUGUUCAAUAGUAAUUGGGUACUCCUGAAGUAUGCGCACCAAGAUGUCGCAUAACCUGAACCCUAACCUUGUACACAACCUAAGUUCAGGUUGUGUACAGGCUGAAGUUUGCACACCAAGAUGUCGCACAACCUGAACCCUAACCUUGUACACAACCUGAGUUCAGGUUGUGCGUCAUCUUGGUGCGCAUACUUCAGGAGGUCCAGUAAUUGUAUGUGUAGGAAGUAUCACAAUGAAAUUUUGACAGACCUUUUUUUGCUUAGUAAAUCCACGCCACAAUUUCAAAGAAGAAUACUGUAUUCUUAUUUAAAGCCAGACUAUUUUAUUUGAUAAUUCCUCCGUCUAAAAUAAAGGCAGAACAUUGAAGGUCAUUGGCACAUGUCACAGAGAAAUAAUUGAUGCUUUGUGUCUAUGUCUUCGCAUAUUAGCAAUUUGUUUACAGCCUUUUCCCAAGGGAAAAUUGAGGCAUUGCUUAAGAAAUUUUAACUUCUUUAACAGAAACAAAAUAUUUAACCCUCUAUCAGACUCAAAU
Messenger RNA from Styela clava, 3510 nucleotides. RefSeq names its product ceramide synthase 2-like. Gene Ontology annotation, cellular component: membrane. NCBI's taxonomy places the organism in Eukaryota, Metazoa, Chordata, Ascidiacea, Stolidobranchia, Styelidae. Gene Ontology annotation, molecular function: sphingosine N-acyltransferase activity; DNA binding. Gene Ontology annotation, biological process: ceramide biosynthetic process. The record is from RefSeq and is a predicted model, not a curated record.